This is a messenger RNA of Vicia faba (fava bean), 513 nucleotides long. The record is from the annotation of a GenBank genome assembly. Lineage: Eukaryota; Viridiplantae; Streptophyta; Magnoliopsida; Fabales; Fabaceae.
AUGGCGAUGAUGCAAGGGGUACAAAAGAACACCCUCUACGUCGGCGGUUUAGCGGAAGAGGUCAACGAAUCCAUCCUUCACGCAGCGUUCAUACCAUUCGGAGACAUUAAGGAUGUCAAGACUCCUCUGGAUCAAGCCACUCAAAAGCAUCGUUCCUUCGGCUUCGUCACUUUCCUUGAAAGAGAAGACGCUUCCUCCGCCAUGGAUAAUAUGGACGGUGCUGAACUAUAUGGUCGUGUCCUCACCGUUAAUUACGCUCUUCCUGAGAAAAUUAAGGGUGGUGAACAGGGAUGGGCUGCUCAACCAAUUUGGGCGGAUGCGGAUACUUGGUUUGAAAGGCAGCAACAGGAGGAGGACAUGCGUCGCCUUGAAGCAGAGAAUAAAGCUGCAAUGCUGGCUGCUGAAGAACUGCACAGGAAGCAAGUAGCUGAAGAGCGAGAAGGGGAGAAGGAGGAAAUUGAGAUCAAGGAUGAUCCUAUGGCAAGGGCUGAUGCAGAGGUUGUUGCAAAUUGA